Messenger RNA from Phymastichus coffea, 2191 nucleotides. RefSeq names its product 1-acyl-sn-glycerol-3-phosphate acyltransferase beta (gene Agpat2). Gene Ontology annotation, biological process: phosphatidic acid biosynthetic process. Gene Ontology annotation, molecular function: 1-acylglycerol-3-phosphate O-acyltransferase activity. The coding region runs from base 259 to 1089 and encodes 276 amino acids. The record is from RefSeq and is a predicted model, not a curated record. Lineage: Eukaryota; Metazoa; Arthropoda; Insecta; Hymenoptera; Eulophidae. Gene Ontology annotation, cellular component: endoplasmic reticulum; membrane. The transcript is spliced from 6 exons.
ACACGUGCGUUAGUCAGGCGGCUCAACUCCGCUCGCCAGUCUGAAAUCGAGCGUGGUCAUUGAUGGUUCAUAAGUGCGUCGCGUCGGAUUCUACGGCUUCGUUUUCAUGUUUUUUUCAUUCAAGGUGAUAUCACUUGUUGAGCAUUGAUCUUGUUUUUUGGUGCUGUGGUUUUGGAGCGCUGUACGUGCACUGGUAUUAGACGAGAGGUUAGGCAUAAUACAAAUUUCCAUUCGUAUUUGUUUUUGCCGUGAUACAAGAUGCUAGGAAUGUCGUGCAACAGCUUGGGAAUAGCGUUGUUCCUCCUAUCAGUGGUGCUGUGCGCGAUAAGCGAAUGCGCCAGAUAUUACAUCAAACACACAGUCUUCGUCAUCUCCAGUGCAAUUUGGGCGACAUGGCCGAUCCCAUUGAUGUUCGCUAGGAUACGAGAUUGGAAGAAUGCUCUGAUACCAGCGUUUGGAUGCCGACUGACUGCCAAACUUAUAGGUUUGAACUAUCAAUUACGUGGAAAGGAGAAUAUCGUCAAAGACGAAGGUGCUAUCGUGUUAAUCAAUCAUCAGAGUAAUCUCGACCUUUGCGUGUUGGCUGAACUUUGGCCGGUACUCGAAAGGUGCACAGUCAUCUCGAAAAAACAAGUGCUGUAUUUCGGUACGUUUGGUUUGGCAAGUUGGCUUUGGGGCACGAUUUUCAUCGAUCGCGUGAAGAAGCAAGAAGCCCAGGAGACUGUCAAUUCGACUGCUGAAAUUAUCAGAGAACGAAAGGCUAAAGUACUGAUGUAUCCAGAAGGAAAGAGACACACUGGUUCAAACCUGUUACCGUUCAAGAAAGGAGGAUUUCACGUAGCAAUUGACUCACAGACGCCUAUUCAACCUGUGGUUGUCUCGAGAUAUUACUUUAUCAAUGAUAAGCUGAAAAAGUUCGACUCGGGUACGAGUUUCAUAACAAUAUUACCAGCAAUCCCCACGAAAGGGAUGACUAAGGCCGAUUUACCAAAGUUGAUUGACCAGACGUACGAGCAAAUGAACAAAGUGUUCAAAGAGUCGACCCAGGAAGCGCUCGAGAACCACAUGCAAAGCCUCAAGUUGGAUUAAUCGGACGAAUAAAUAGCCGAAGAGGAAGUCAUUUGAAAGAGCCGAAAUGAAAUAUAGGGUUCGCGCAGGCGCGCGCCUCAAUUACUGCGACACACUCUGUUUUUAGCGCGUUGUUCUGUUCAUGUAUGAACAAUUUUUUUAAUAAACUAUUCAUUGAUAUCUACGUCGGAAAAAAAUUAUUUUAGCUAGAUUUGAAAAAUUUACACCGUUCUGCGAUUUUGUUUACGUAUCAAUGAAACAAAACCAUUUAAUUGAUUGCUUUCGGUACUUAACUAAUGUUAUUGGUUUUUAAUAUGAUUUUUAAGUUAAGAGAUGUAUAAUUUGUUUUGUGUGAUAAUAUCUAUUUUUCUGAAAAUACACGCGCAUUAGAAUGGAUAAUGUCAUCAGCAAUGUGAUAUUAGGGACACGUUAGCAUUUUAUAUGUAAACUUCAUUGUUCAUCAAAAUCAUUUGCUUUAUAUAUUGUUGAUAUAGCUUUUCAAAUAAUUCUUGUAAUAUUUAAUAAUGAAGUAAGAGACUGUUCCUAAUUUUUGUAUAAAAGUUGAUAUUGAAUAUCGAAAUUAUUUUUUGUUUUUGGAUAGUUUCACUUUUCUACUACUCGUCAUUUUGUAGAAGUAUAAUCUUUAAAAUUGUAACUUUGUAUUAUAGUACAAAGAAUUCAUCUUGUAAAUUCAUCGAAAUAGAUCCAUAGCAGAAAAUAAAAACUGAUUAUGUUAAUAACAACAACAAUUUUAUUCAAAAACUCUGUUAUUAAAUACUUUAAAUGAAUUAUAGUCAAAUAUAAUUAAUCUUCCAUUAAAUAUUAAUACUUUGUCAAACAUUGUGAAGGUUCAAGCAUUUAUCAAGGAAAUUUUUCCACAUUAUUAAUAAUUAGGUAUCUUUCAAUGAAAAAGCAUCGAAACUGUAGAUAGUUUACUGCUAUUACUCUUUUAAUGAAGCAUAAUUUUUAUAUAUAAUAAACAUUUGAACGAAAUACUUUUAUGAGGAAGAAGAAUUUUCUGCAUAAUAUUUUUUGCGUAUAAUAAAUUAUGUUACUAAUUUCGCAAUAUUUUUUCCAUUACUGACGAUUAAUACAAAUUUUUGUAUUUGUUAAUUUUCUGGAA